UGCUGCAGCGCUGCCAGACCGUCCAUGAGAAUAGGAACACGUCGAGGGGAAAUCGCAAUUUGCCGAUUGAUUGCCGCGAAAAUCAGGGCCGUGAAAAGUGUUUAUUAUUGGUGCGAGAGUGCGAGCAAGUGUGGUGGAAAUAUUGGGCGCCUCCAAAACGCACCGCAAAGCUGCAAGUUCGCGGGAAAAACUCCCGCUGUGGCGACCCGACUGGCAACCCUCGCCGCUUUCCCGCCUUUUUCUAUGGCGAGAAAUGGAAUAAAAGUACACAGUGCGGCGCUAAAAAGUUACAUGUCCGUGAGGAGCGAAGCGGGAAAAGCUAAACAAACCGGUGGCCACUAGGAAAAGUCACUGGUGAAGAGCAUACACGCACGAGUAGAGCAGCAGGAGCAGCAGGAGGAGCAACCCCACUUUUGGGCUUUCCAACCCCCCGCCACCGUCGCCGCCUUCCACACACACAUUCUCUUCCUAAUUACAAUUCCAGGCUGCUGACGGAAGCAGCGGCUGGAACAUCCGCAUCUGCAGGAGCAUUCACAUCCGCAGGCACAUCCGCAGCAACAGAGGAUCACAGAAUCACAGGAUGAGCGAGCCCGAGCCGCAGGAGCUGGGCGCCGAGGUGGUCAGCGGAUCGGUGGCCAGCAGCGAUGACCAAAUCCAGGAGAUGAAGGCCAAGUACACGAAUCUCUGCCGGGAGCUCAACAUGGAUCGCCAGACGGAGCAGCAGGGCUACAAAAUGUACGAGCAGGUCUCCCAAAGGUGCUCCUUGGAGGGCGAGUCCAUCCACUGGCUGUGCUGCGCCUUGUAUGCCGCCUGCCGAAGAUCCAGCACGCCCACAGUGAUUGGCCAGGAUGCGGUGGUCAGGGGCAACUGUGUGUCUUUAAAUAAUCUGCUGCGCUGCUGCCAGAUGAGCAUCUACGACUUCAAGACCAAGAUCAAGCAGUGGUGCGACAUGGCCAACCUGCCGCAGGAGUUCGUCAACGAGAUCGAGGUCCUGGAUCGCAAGUUCAGCAUCACAUUCACUCUGUACAAGCGUUUCCGCACCAUUUUCGACAAGAUCUUCUCGUGUCCGCCCAACGAGAAGAAGCACUCCAAGUAUAUCUCCCUGCAUGGCAACCAUGCGCAUGGCAAGUGCUCCUACAUCAAGCUGGAUGACAUCUGCUGGCGUUUGUUCUUGUGCGCCAAGAACCAGAAGCCAAGCAACACCGUGGACCUGGUCACCUCGUUCAACCUGAUGAUCUGCUGCAUCGAUCUGAUAUACAACAAUGUGCUGGCCGAGAAGCGCACCGAUCUCAUCAACCCCAAGUUCGAGGGCCUGCCGAGCAACUGGACGGAGCUGGACUUCCGUCACAAGCAGCACUGCAUCCUGGCCAACUUCUGCGACAUGACGGAGGAGGCCAAGGCCAUGAAGGCCACCACCUUUCGCGAGAUCAUGUCUAGCUUCUUUCAGACUUCGACCAUCUAUGGCAACAAGGACACCAUGCUGGGCCUGCUGACCAACGAGAACUGCGAGCGGAACCUCAAGUCGCUGAACAUCAGCUACGAGCAGUAUGUGCUGAGUGUGGGCGAGUUCGACGAGCGCAUCCUGAGUGCCUACGAUGCCGGCGAUCACACGGGGCUCAACGAUCAGGCCCUGCGGCCGCCGGUCACGCCGCUCACCCGCAAACAGGACCUUCCCGCCCAGCCGGCGAUGGCUGGCGACAAAUUCGAGCCCGUCCGCAACGCCACCAACAACGUGAAGCAGCUCAUUUCCUUCGGCCGCAUCACAGAGCCCACGGACUUUGUCAAGCAGGCUGGCGAGGAGGUGAUCGCCAAGCUGCUGAACAUCAUCGAGGAGAUCAAGCAGAAAUUCCUUGCCAACUAUCCGUCGACGGAGGCGAAGAGCCGCUUCCGGCUGGCCAAGUCCUUCUACUUCUACCUGCUCGACCAGAUCCUGCAGGCGGAGAUCCGGAACAAGCCGGACAUCGAUCUCAAACGGCUGCUGGUGCAGAAGAUCUCGCUGGACAUCUUCAACAUCACGCUGAUGGCCUGCUGCGUGGAGCUGGUGCUGGAGGCCUACAAGACGGAGCUCAAGUUCCCGUGGGUGCUCGACUGUUUCAGUAUUAGUCCGUUCGAGUUCCAGAAGAUCAUCGAGAUCGUGGUGCGGCACGGCUCGCACGAGCGCUGCCUCAAUCGCUCGCUGAUCAAGCACCUCAACGCCAUCGAGGAGACGUGUCUGGAGCGUUUGGCCUGGUCGCGCGACUCGCCCGUCUGGGACAUGAUCGCCUCCGCCUCGCUGCCGCUGCCCACCUCGCUGGUGGUGAACCGCGACCGCUCCGCCGGCGCCCUCCAGAUCUUCCUACGCAAGGUCUACCUGCUCGGCUGGCUGCGCAUCCAGAAGCUCUGCUCCGAGCUGGGCCUCUGCGAGAAGACGCCCGAGUGCAUCUGGCACAUCUUCGAGCACUCGAUCACCCACGAGACGGACCUCAUGAAGGACCGCCACCUCGAUCAAAAUAUCAUGUGUGCAAUAUAUAUCUACAUUAGGGUAAAGCGGAUGGAGGAUCCCAAGUUCAGUGACAUUAUGCGGGCGUACCGCAACCAACCGCAGGCGGUGAACAGCGUCUACCGCGAGGUGUUCAUCGGCAUCAAUGACGACGGCCAGCCGAAGGUGAAGGACAUAAUCCACUUCUACAACAACAAGUAUGUGCCGAUGAUCCGGCAGUUUGCCAUCGACUAUCUGAACGUAACGCCGGACGUGAGUGGCCGCACCUCCGAUCUUCUGCUCUCGCCACAUCCCAAGGAGCGGGCCGCCCAACCCAAGAAGGUCACCCAGAACCACUCGCUCUUCGUCUCGCAGAUGCCCAAAAACGAGAUCCAGCAGUCGCCCAACCAGAUGGUUUACCGCUUCUACCACAGCCCUGCCAAGGACCUGCAGCUGAUGAACGAGAAGGUGCGCGGCGGCAAGCGGAUGCUGAGCUUCGGCGACGAGCCCGGAUUGGGUGGCAUCGUGGAGAUCAAGCGCCUGCGGGAGCUGCCGCCGCACCUCAAGGCUGUGAUGGACGACCGGGAACUGCAGUCCGCCGAGCAGCUGCAGCAGCAGCGUACCACUUUGCCAGCGGAAGGAGCAGGAGGCGGCCAGGGAGGCGGUGGCGCAGGAGGAGAACACGAGACAUAGACAUGGGGCUACUGGGGGCAGCUUAGACUUAAGGUUAUUACAACAAGAACUAAAACAAAAGGAAAAACUAUAACUACAAAAAUCCGGCGCCGGCGGCCAAUCUUUCUACACGCUUGCUUCUACGGCGCACGCUCGACUAUUUUAUGAUUGUUUUUUUUUUAUUAACUCUUUUAGUUUGACAUUUUAAUUUAAAACCCAAACAAAACACCACCCCACAGCCAAUUUAUACGCAUCUCUUUUAUAGUUUGCUCAACGCCAACCAUAUAAUUCAUGUAUGCUAACCAGCCUAACCCUACAAUAUAUGUAAACACAAACAAUACUUGAAAGUAAUUUUAGUAAAUACCUGCACACACCACCCACAUCCAUCGGUCGCAGUUCCUUCUGGGUCCAUCGCCAAAGCUGGAGGGGAUCCGGAUGGAUCUGGGUGGACUGCGGCCACUAACAAAUCAACUAAGGCAAUCCACAUAUACACACAUGUAUACAAAAUACACUUUAUAAAAAUUGA
Drosophila elegans is the source of this 3656-nucleotide messenger RNA. RefSeq names its product retinoblastoma family protein. Gene Ontology annotation, cellular component: nucleus; transcription regulator complex; chromatin. The transcript is spliced from 8 exons. Gene Ontology annotation, molecular function: RNA polymerase II transcription regulatory region sequence-specific DNA binding. Gene Ontology annotation, biological process: regulation of transcription by RNA polymerase II; cell differentiation; negative regulation of G1/S transition of mitotic cell cycle. The record is from RefSeq and is a predicted model, not a curated record. Bases 581 to 3151 code for a protein of 856 amino acids. Lineage: Eukaryota; Metazoa; Arthropoda; Insecta; Diptera; Drosophilidae.